UUAUAUAUGCUUUGUUGGCCUUUCAGACGGUCCCUGUGGGUUGCACCACUGAAUAGUAGACAGUUUCAUUGCUCUGCCAGUGGAAAAGGGAGAGAGAAGAGGAGGAAAGGCAGUCGGUGCCUCUGGGAAGAAGUCAAUCAGUGGAGCUGUUUUGGCAGAGUUUGAGAAGAGAUGUACGGGCUGCUGUGUGAGAGCCUCCAUGACUUUAUCAAGGAGUCGUAUGGAGAUGAUGUGUGGAAACUGGUCCGGGAGAGGGCUGAUGUCAGGCUGCACUCGUUUGUCACUCAUCAGGUGUACAGUGAGAGUGUGAUUCCGCGCAUCGCAAAAGCAGCCAGCGGAGUGACAGGAACGCCUUACAAUGAGCUCAUGAACUCCUGGGGCGUCUACUUCCUUGGCUUUGUGGGGAAGUACGGAUAUGACAGGAUUUUGAAGGUGUUGGGUCGUCAUGUGCGUGACUUUGUGAAUGGCCUGGACAACCUUCAUGAGUACCUGCGCUUCAGCUACCCAAAGGUCCAGCCCCCAACCUUCUUCUGUCAGGAGGAGUCCGCUACUGGAGUCACUCUGCACUACAGGAGCAAGCGUAAGGGCUACCUGCACUACGCCAUGGGGCAACUGAGGCAGAUGGGGAAACAGUUCUACGACACAGAUAUUCAUGUGGAGGUGCUGUCGGAGCAGAUGGUUGGAGAUUAUUCGCAUGUCACUAUGAGGUUGAACUUUGACAACUCUGCCUAUCGCUACAUCAUGAAGGAAGAUGAGGAGGAGCAGGAGAUUUUACCAAUCACUUCAGAUUUUUUCUUUGAGGUCUUCCCCUUUAAUAUAGUCUUUAGACAGGACAUGGUGGUGCACAAUGUUGGCUCUGGACUGGCCACAGUCUUCCCUGAUCUGGAUGGGAAAAAGAUUAAUGAUGCAUUUUUGCUGGCUCGCCCCCUAGUGGAGUUUACAUGGAACAUGAUUAUCUCCCAUCCCAACAACUUGUUUGAAAUCAUGUCUAAGGAGCCGGUGAAGAGGGAGAGGAACCUGCACAACCGUGUCCAGAGUAAGAGGGGCAGCCAUGUAAACCCUCGCAUCGAUUCAGACUAUGAAAACGUAAACCGCUCAGCUGACGUCGAUGUGGAGCUCAUGGCUUUUCAGUCCAUCAUUGGGGAUGAUUACAAAGACGGUAACAGCGCUAAUGCGAUGGAGAGCUGGGGCGACGGCAGCCGCUGCCUCAAACUCAAAGGACAGAUGAGAUACAUGCCUGAAUGGGAGUCCAUCAUCUUUCUGGGAACGCCUGUGAUGGAGAGUCUGAGUGCCAUGUUCAAGACGGGUCUGUACAUCAAUGACCUGAGCAUGCACGACUCCAGCAGAGACCUGGUGCUGGCCGGAACUCAGCAGUCUGAAGAGCUGAAGAGAGCGCUUAUACAGGAGCAGAAGAAGUCCAGUAAGUUAGAGGAGAGCAUGAAGAUGUUGGACUAUGAGAUGAAGAAGACUGAUGACCUUCUAUAUCGGAUGAUUCCUAAACCAGUGGCCAAAAGGCUGCGCAAAGGAGAGCCUGCUGUCAACACAUGUGAGGUAUUCCCGGAUGUGACCAUUCUGUUCAGUGAUGUCGUUGGGUUCACUCGUAUUUGCAGCCACAUCACCCCCAUGCAGGUGGUCUCCAUGCUCAACACCAUGUACACACUGUUUGACACUCUCAGCGAGAAGCACAGGGUCUUCAAGGUAGAGACUAUUGGAGAUGCCUACAUGGUUGUUGCCGGUGCCCCAGAAAAGACCAAAUAUCACGCCCAUAACAUCUGUGACAUGGCUUUAGACAUGGUCCGCUCCAUUGACCACCUCAAAGACCCCUCUAAUGGGAACAACAUACAGAUUCGAGUUGGUAUCCACUCUGGGAUGGUAGUAGCGGGUGUGGUGGGCCAUAAGAUGCCCCGGUAUGGUCUUCAUGGUGACACAGUCCACACCGCAUCUGCUAUGGAGAGUAAUGGAAAGGAAAUGCAUAUCCAGUUGAGCAGUGCCACCUACGAGCACCUCAAAGGAAGCCACUUUAUUUUUGAGAGGAGAGGAAUCAUUACCAUCAAGGGUAACGUGGAGAUUGAGACAUACUGGUUGAAGGGGAAGCGGGACAAGGACGGUAAUGCUCAGGCAGCUUGUCCACAGUUUGAGACCCAGACCAUCAGUAAAGCCAUCAGCAAAGCCACUAUCUCCGACCCCGAGGCCACAGGGGACGAGGAGGGGCUGGUUUUCCCACUGGUGGCCGGGGAGGACGAGGAUGAUGUGAAGUCUAUUCGCUCUCAUCGCAUCAAGAUGGAGAUUUCAGGCAAUUGUCUAGAGGAGUCGAUGGAGGAGAGCCACGUGGAAGAAAUGUCCGUGCAUAAGUCCCACUUUAAGGAUGCGCUGCAGGACGGGCUGGAGGACCCCCACCUGGAGAUGGACUCCCCCAUGUCAGACGGACGGGACUCUCUGAUGCACUCACGGAGCAGCUCCUGUGACUCCCGUGGCUCAAAGAGUGCAAUGUGCUCUGUAUCUUGAACAAAGACCACACACUGUUACUGCUAUUUAAGCUCUAUUUGUGCCUC
Molecule: messenger RNA, 2552 nt
Organism: Periophthalmus magnuspinnatus
Lineage: Eukaryota; Metazoa; Chordata; Actinopteri; Gobiiformes; Gobiidae
Product: soluble guanylate cyclase 88E-like
Exons: 19
Coding region: 172-2505 (777 amino acids)
Biological process (GO): cGMP biosynthetic process; response to oxygen levels; nitric oxide-cGMP-mediated signaling
Cellular component (GO): guanylate cyclase complex, soluble
Molecular function (GO): oxygen sensor activity; heme binding; guanylate cyclase activity
Source: RefSeq, a predicted model, not a curated record